UGGUCCGGCAGAGCGGCCUCACACCCGGAGAGGAGGGCGGGGCUUGGCAGACGCGCAGCUACAGGGAUACCAAGAUGGAAAUGCAGGGGCUUUCUGAUGCCCUAAACAUCCACUCUCAACAUGGCGCCGUACACAGAGCCGCUGCAACCCCGCUUCAAACAGCGUCAGGGUCCAUUUCGCCUUUUAUUUUCGCCGAAAAUGAAGCGGAUAGACUACAGCCGCCGUGUCGCCCUCAGAGUGACAACAACAACAACACUACCAGGCCGAAGACGCUUCGCCUGGCGGCGGAAAAUGGCAGCGAUGUCUCCUGCUGGCCUGUCAGAAAACCUGCCGUCGGCGCGAAUUCAGUAAAUUACAGAGCCGACCUGGAGCUCCACAGCAUCAUUUCGGAGAAGGAGGCCGAGCUCCAGACGCUGCUCGGCUCGCACGAGGCCGCCUGGAAGUACGAGGAGACCGGGGAUAGCGCCAUGCAAAUGGCGCUGCCUCUUUUCGAGGGGGAAGAGGAAGCGAUGUCUCCUCGACAGAGGCUGCCCGGAGACGCUCGGGGGGACACCGAGGCCGGCACGGAUAAGCCCGCUCAGGAGCUAUUCGUUGUGUUUAACGUCGUCAAAGAACACGGAGCCGCCAAGCAGCAGCUGGGUGACAGCGGAAGUAAGAACAAAUGUCGAAACGGUCGCUCAAAAUCUGAUGACGGGGGCUCCAUGGAGGUCGCUCUGAUCGAUAGCGUUGCCUUCCCUGAAUGUCACGACAGCCUGAGUUGCCUUGAUACAGAACGGGCUUUCGACGCGAAUAAACAGGUCCAAGAUGGUUUAUUGACAAACAAAUAUGGCGACAAGGUUUGCGGUCAGAUGUUCGCGGAGAACAGUGAAGCUGUCAAGGAGCAGCAGGACAGGAGCGAGGAGAACGUCGCGUUGGUUUCUGAGGUGGUGGGAGUGAUGGAGGCCAUGGAAACAUCAGGGUUUGUGCCUGACGCUGGGGGGCUGAAGGCCUCCACAAACGCUGUCACGUUCUCCACCAACACGCCCAAUACUGAGACUUUUACUGGAACCAUAACAGUGAACAAUCAGAGCAUCAUAGUGACUGUUGAGAACGGCCUCUUGACCCUCACGACUCCAUCACACGGUCAGGGAGCAAAGGAUGACAGCAUGGUCAGCCUGAAGGAACACUUGGGCAUGAAGGAUCAUGAAGAUAUCGUCCUUCUGAACUAUGACAGUGGUACCAGGUCCAUUGGGAAGAUCAGUAAGCUGGCAGUUUCUAGCACCAACCAUCAGGAAGAUCCCCACGCUGGCCUGUCUGUCAGCGAUUCAGAACUGGCUUUAGUGGAUGAUUUGCCAGAUCUCAGCACCUCACUAGAUUCUUAUCGUUUGGUGAAGCCGGAAACAGGAGCUCUGUGUGUGGUCACAGAGGCAGGCCUGCUCUCCUCUUCACCUAAAGCCACUCCAACCAAAAGUCACAAUGAAGACUCGCACUCUGUCCCGCUCAGCCGGUCCAAAAAAGAGACAGUGGCCAGCUUUGGGUGCCCUGAACCGGGCUGCUCCUGUACGUUUGACUCUCGCCAAAAGCUCAAGGUUCACCUCCUGAACCACGCAGAGGACCCCCGGCCUUAUCAGUGCACAGUGGAGGGCUGCAAAUGGGCUUUUGCCACUUCCUAUAAGCUGAAGCGCCACCUUCAGUCGCACGAUAAGCAGCGGCCUCACAUGUGCCAGUUUGAAGGCUGUGGAAAGCGCUUCACCACAGUUUACAAUCUGAAAGCGCACGUCAAAGUACACGAGCAGGAUAACGCCUUCAUCUGUGAGAUCUGCAGCGAGAGGUUUCGAACUUCAACCAGACUCAACAACCAUCAGAGGGUCCACUUUGAGCCGCAGAGGCCACACAAGUGCGAAUUUCCAGCCUGCGAGAAAACCUUCAUCACCUUCAGUGCCCUGUUUUCACACAAUCGUACCCACUUCAAAGAAACAGGCAACUUCACAUGCACGUACCCGGGCUGUGACAAGACGUACGACAAAGCCUGCCGUCUCAAAAUACACAUGAGGAGUCACACUGGUGAAAGGCCGUUUGUUUGUGACUCUGAAGGUUGUGGUUGGUCCUUCACCAGCAUGUCUAAGUUACUUCGUCAUAAGCGGAAACAUGAUGAUGAUCGCCGCUUUAUCUGUACUGAGGAGGGGUGUGGGAAGUCCUUCACCAGGGCCGAGCACCUCAAGGGCCACAGCAUCACCCAUCUGGGUACCAAGCCUUUUCAGUGCCACACAGAUGGUUGUAAUGCCAAAUUCUCAGCCAGAAGCAGUUUGUACAUUCACUCCAAGAAGCAUAAGCAGGACGCCAGCAGCCUGAGGACCCGCUGUCCCGUGGCCAACUGCUCCAAGCACUUUUCCGCCCGCAGCAGCCUGAAGAGCCACAUGCUCAAACACCACCACCUCAGUCCAGAUGUUUUCAGCCAGAUGGAGACCACGCCCAGCCUGACCCCGAGCAGUGAGCUGGUCAGCUCCACCCUGACACCAGUGGCAGCGCCGGGCGCUGCUGGAGGCGACCAGCUCCCCAGCCUGGACCUCAGCUCCUUGUUGUCAGCCGUUCCCGGAGACCCGGCUCCUACUGCCGGCAUCGGAGUGGGAAUUCCUGUGGCAGGGAGCAGCUCCAACGUCCCCUUCACAAUGGACCUGUCUCUGGUCAGCUCCGGCAUCCUUACCAUUGACCCGUCCUCAGUGGGCACCACACUCGUUGCCAGCUCGAACACCACGAUGGCCAAAACCUUGGACCCGCUCAUUAUGGCCCCCAGCACUGACAUCGGCCCUCAUCACGGGUUGGAGGGAACAGCGGGAGACGUUCUGCCCCCACAAGGCACCCUCAACCUGGAUGACGUGCAGACAGUCACCCCAGAGGCCUUGGGAGCGCUCACCAUGCACGGGUCUGGAGUCGGUGUGGACCCCUCCAUGCAGCACCCGCUGGGCUCCUCCAGCACCCUCAGUGUGGAGCCAUCCUCUCUGGCUGUGGCCCCCGUUGCUGAGCUGCUGGCGUCGCCCCCGAAGGUUGUGGAGGUCGGUGGUCAAGAAGGGUCUGGACCUUUGCUGGGAUGUGUGGAGGUGCUGGGCUCUCAGGAGGGGGGGAAGGUCCUCACCCAGUUCGUUUACUCAAGUCAAAGCAGCAGCUUCAGCCAGCAGAGAGACCUGGAACUCAGCGCAGUGUCUCCAAGCAGCUUCCUGGAGAGCGGAGGUUCAGCCAGAACUGAUUACAGAGCCAUUCAGCUGGCCAAGAAGAAGAAACAAAGAGGUUCCUCUGCUGCUACAGGAGUAUCUGGCACAUGCCAAAGGAAAACUAAAGGUUCAAAGGUUUCUUCAGCGCCGGCGCCACUAACCUCCUCCAGCGGGCGGUGUGGAGACGGAGCCGUGACAGUUAGCGGGGGCCUGACUCUGCGAGACCCGGUCACUGGUGCUCAGUACGUUCAGAUUCAGCUGCUGCAGGACGAUCCCGCUGCUGAUGGUGACCUGGCCUUUCAACUGAGCUCGCAGCCGUCCAGCUCUCAUUCUCAGCUCACCGCGGACCUGCCCGUCAACAUCUUACAGGAGCCAUCAGUGAUGACGGAGGACCACAGCGGCUCCGACAGCUCCCAGUUCACAGGAAGCACCAUCAAUCUGCAGGACUUGGAGUGACCGCAGGAGCAGCUGCUGCCUCAGAAGAACCUCGUUUCCAUUGACCAACAAACCCUGAGAGGGCGGUGUGCAUCCUCCUGGUCCAGACCCUCAAAAGCCUUCUUGAAUGAUACGCUUAGUGUACGUUUGUUUUUAUAAGGGGAAGACUUGAGUCCACACAUGCUGCACCUUAACUUGAAGUGGUUCAGUGGAAAAAAUCAAGUUUUUACUCAAAUCAGGCCUCUGGAGUGUCUCAUCGGUCCGUCCCGUUACAGACAGUCGUUUGUUCCACGGUGCCAUGCUACUGCUCACACUCGAGUUGCCUUACACACGUUUCCUGCUGUGCACGUACAGUUCUUUUUUUUUUGUUCCUGUUUCCAUUCAUACUUCUAUUAACUUGAUUUAUUUUUUUAUUAUAUUACCCAAAAUUGUGUUAAGAUCACAAAUAUUCUUUUUUUGUACAGUAUAGUAAGAGAUUCUAUGUUCUGAUCCUCGUUUUGUCCUUUUAUUUAUCUUUGAGUUUACAGAAUGGCAGAGCCGCGCGCACAUGGGUUCAAGAAUUAAAGCACAAUAAAACAGAA
Oryzias melastigma (Indian medaka) is the source of this 4204-nucleotide messenger RNA. Its product is annotated as zinc finger protein ZXDC. The transcript has 10 exons. The record is from RefSeq and is a predicted model, not a curated record. Gene Ontology annotation, molecular function: transcription coregulator activity. The coding region runs from base 75 to 3644 and encodes 1189 amino acids. NCBI's taxonomy places the organism in Eukaryota, Metazoa, Chordata, Actinopteri, Beloniformes, Adrianichthyidae. Gene Ontology annotation, biological process: regulation of transcription by RNA polymerase II. Gene Ontology annotation, cellular component: nucleus.